CCUUCAGUCUGUGCUCAAUGGAUUGCGAUGGAUGACACAUAACGCGAUUAGAACUGUACAGUAAAAAAAGCCUACAGAGUGCAUCAACAACAGGGUAAAGCCUAAAUCGUUGGUAUCGCUACGGGCCUGUCAAUUUUAAAGCAAUCAUGCUUUUGUCGGAAUUAUUUAUACUCUUGUGUUUUGUUACAAUAAGUACUGGAAGCCCUAGCGCAGUGAAGAAGCUGAAUAAGUUUGUGUCAAAUUUUGAAGAACUGAGCUAUGACAGAAGCACAAUCCAUGCACGUCAUACCCGGUCUGUUAAAGCUGAGGGACAGUUAUUCAGCCUAAAAUUUAAUGCGUUCAACCGUGAUUUCAAUUUGCGAUUACGGAGGGACACCUCCAUCUUUGCUGAGGGAUUUGAAGUAGAAUCUACGGAGAGUGAUGGAUCACAUUUCCCAUACUAUGUCUGUACCGGAUACGUGGCGAGUGAACGAUACUCAUCCCAUGUUUAUGGGUCUGUUCUGGACGGACGUUUUCAGGGACAGAUUAUAAGAAAUGGCAGUAUUUACUAUGUUGAACCUGCUGACCGCUACUUUGAUCCAAAUGACGUGAAGUUCCAUUCUGUGAUCUACAUGGAUAAACACGUCAAGGAUAUUGGCGAAAAGACUUGUGGGCUUGGCAAUGAAUUAUUUGAACGCAUGAAACAAAAGCAAAAUAUUCCCAAGGAAGAUCAGAUAAAUCUUGAGGAAACACAAGGGAGAGUUAAACGACAAUCUAAUGGAAGGAGGACAUGUGACCUUUAUAUUAAAGCUGACCAUACCUAUUUUAAGAAGUAUGGUUCAACGCAAGCAGUUGUGGCUGCCAUCUCUGAGCAUGUAAUGUCUGCUAAUGAAGUAUUUCAGUCAACGAUAUUUGGAAUUUACACAAAUAUCAACCUAGCUGUUGCCAGGAUUAAAAUUUUUUCCACGCCUGACGGAAACAAGUUUUCAGAUGAAUACAUCGGAGUUGAGCGAUUUUUAGAUUUAGCAUCUUCCGAUAACUAUAACCAGUAUUGUCUAUCGUACACCUUUGCCAAUCGAGAUUUCAGCAAUGGUGUGCUUGGGUUAGCAUGGAUUGCUAGUGCCAAUAGAGGCACAAGUGGUGGUAUUUGCGAUAAAUAUCGAAAUGGUAAAUCCCUUAACACCGGUAUUGUGACCGAAAACAAUUACGGUGCUGAUGUUCCAGCGAGAAUUUCAAGUCUCACUUUUACCCACGAGCUUGGGCACAGUUUUGGAUCACCACAUGAUGCACGUGCCGACUGCCUACCAGGAAUGCCCAAUGGCAACUAUCUGAUGUACGCAUAUUCGUCAAAUGCUGACCAACCGAAUAACGACAAGUUUUCUUCAUGCUCAGUUGGCAACAUAACCAAUGUUCUUGGCUCUGUGUUUAAUGGAAUAAGUAAACAGAAUUGUUUUAAAACACUUUCAGAAAUCUCUCUUUGUGGUAAUAAGAUCAUUGAAGGUGAUGAACAAUGCGACUGUGGUUAUGAAGACGGGGAUUGUACGGAGACCUGUUGUGUGGCUCAGAAUGAUGCGCACAAUGCCCCGAAUGCAUGUCGGUUGAGAUCAGGCAGUCAAUGCAGUCCCUCUCAAGGCCCGUGCUGCUCAAACAACUGCGUAUUUCGUAGUUCUAAUUACGUGUGCAGCAGUAGAACCGAUUGCCGUCAACAAUCCACUUGCACGUCAAAUAGAGCCGCGUGCCCAAUGCCUGGAAGACAAAGAGACGAUACAAAGUGCAACAAUGGCACCAUGGUCUGCAAGCAAGGAACUUGCAGUGGAUCCAUUUGUGAUGCCCACAGCAAUUUAGAAUCGUGCUUAUGUGAAUCAACCCCCAACAAACCAGCCUCUGAACUGUGCCAGGUGUGUUGUCAAAACAUCAAUAAUCCAGCAUCUUGCGUACCUGCCAGCGACAUCAACAUUUUAGACAUGUAUAAAAAUGUAAUCUACAUGCCGAUUGGUUCUGCCUGCAAUAAUAAGGACGGGAAUUUCCGCGGUUAUUGUGAUGUAUUUAACGAGUGCCAGAAUGUGGACGAGGAUGGUCCUUUGGCUAGUAUUAUCAAGCGUAUCUUUUUUAGUGAUGAGGAGACAGUUGACGAGGCGAUAAAAACAUGGAUAGAGGAACAAUGGUAUGUAUUGCUUAUAGGCAUAUUGGUUCUGAUUGCGGUCAUGGUAGGAACUGUGUUCCUCUGCACAAAAGUUAUUCCUACCCACAAUCCUCAUAAACGUGAAAAAGAGCAGAAUAAACUUAAAAGUAGCCAGGCUGUGAAGAUGACAAAUCGAAAGUACAGAGGUAGCCAAAUGCCAGGCCUGCAUCCUGUUGGAACUGAUCAGCACCCUGACCAGGCCGAAAACAAAGCUACGCGAUUUUAGAGUAUGAACAUCCACAGCAGCAGGCGUUUUAAUUAUCAACAAUGAGGGCAGCAGAUGAUUUUACAGAGGUCAGAAAACCAAAUGCUGAAUAAUGAGGUGCAUUUGUAGAAAUAGGGACUUCAUUAUAGCACAAUAAAUAGCAACGAAAAUUUAGACAAACACAACAUGAAAUUGCCAUCCAAAAAUUUGAAGUGAUUUUAUAGGAGUUCAAUGUUUUAUAUGAAAUCAGAAAGUUUACCAUUCACAAGUAUAAACCCACCCUUUACUAGAGUUUGAUAAUGUUUCAGUGAACUUUUGUGGUUACAGUACUUUCAUCUUAACAGUUAAAUUGAUUUCUUGUAGGAGAUAGGAUUUCUGUUUUUUUAUCAGUGGGUUUACAUAAUGGUGGCUUGAAUCAAAACAUGCAUGUGCAAAAUAUUAUCUCUUAAUUAAUAUAUUGUGUUCGUUGUACUGAAUACCUCAUGUCUUAAGAAAUAUUUUAUGGGAGUAUUUUUUUAUUAAAAUUUUCAUAGAAAAACCACAGAGGUAAAUGAGACACUUAGGACAUUUUAAGCAAAAUUUGUGUAUUAAAUUUAUUUGUUUGCUGUCAUUUAGGUUAUAGUUAUGGCUUUGCUUUUUUUUUCAAAACAUAGGGUGUGAGGAUGUUAGAUUGAAUGGCUUAUCAACCAAAACAGUAGCUGCUGUGGUUGAAGGUUCAAUAAAGCUGAUUAACAUAUUUUUCAUUAAUUGUAACCUUGAUAGCUAGACUGCUGUAUGCCUAGUGUGCUUCUCUUUUAAAAGACCAGCAUAUUAUAAUUAUAUUACUUUAUUGGAUAUAUUAGACAAGAUUUUUUUUUAUCAGUGUUAUAAGGAAUGAAUGCAAGCAUGUAAUUAGCAUAAAAGUAAUAUAUUCUAAGAAUUGGUAAAUAAUGUGAGCAAAAUGCAUGGAGUCUACAGAAAUCUGUUUGUUUUUACCAGAAUCGUAGAUAAUGUAUAAUAACAAAGAUUGCAUUUCAACAUUACUAUAUAGGUGUUAAUAUAUUUUUU
Anneissia japonica is the source of this 3413-nucleotide messenger RNA. RefSeq names its product disintegrin and metalloproteinase domain-containing protein 10-like. Lineage: Eukaryota; Metazoa; Echinodermata; Crinoidea; Comatulida; Comatulidae. Gene Ontology annotation, cellular component: plasma membrane. The coding region runs from base 147 to 2387 and encodes 746 amino acids. Gene Ontology annotation, biological process: Notch signaling pathway; membrane protein ectodomain proteolysis. The transcript has 11 exons. The record is from RefSeq and is a predicted model, not a curated record. Gene Ontology annotation, molecular function: metalloendopeptidase activity.